AUGCAGAAUGGGGGUGGCUCCUACUGGCGCCCAAGAGGAAGCCCGCAUAAUAACCGCCUAGGAAGACGCCCCUGGAGCGAAGCCCCCGGCGCGCAAAGUCAACACUGGACCGGCAACAACCUUUGGAGGAACCACCACACGAGGGGUUACCAACGUGAGCAACCCGCGCAGGGAGCACUAGCACCAGAUGGGAAUUAUUUGGAAAAUUACUUUUCCUCCUACGGGAAUGGUUACGCGGAGGAGGGCAUCGGAGGUGGAAGCGGCAGCGGCAGUUGCGGAUAUCACUACGGUGGUGCCCCCGAGCAGGCUCCCGAAAGGGAGAGCGCCCGUCUGUAUAAUGUCGGGAGGGGGUUUAGCAACAUGGGGGGUACUCCCCAUACCGUUCGUAGCAGUGGCCCUAGGAGGGCAACACUUCCUCGGCCACCCCCCGCCUAUGCGCAACCGAGGGCGCUGUACCACAAUGGGUUCCCCCAAAUGGGCAGCACCAGUGACGAUAACCAAGAUAUGGAGGACCCCUACCAGGGAAGCACCAACGUGGCGGAAAAUGAGAACAGAACAGACGGUAGCCACUGGGUGAGUCACACGAUGGAUAACUCCUACGAGGGUAGAAAUGUCCCUCAUGGGGAAAUGCCACUGAUGAGAGGUUCUUAUAACUUCCGCAAAGGCAACAACGGGGUGGGGUUCCCCUCGACGAACUCGUUUGUAGCCCCACCGCACAGCAACAGCGCAGGGAGGGGGGCCUCCCACUGGAAAAAAUCGACGGGAGAGCUAUACGGACAGGGUCACUCCUCAUUUAAGCAUCGCGGUGGGAAGAAAAGACAAAAAAUGGAUCCUCCAUUUAAGGGUGAGUCCGAAGGUGUGGAAACGAAUCCGAAGAAGAGAAGCAAAACGGAUGGUGGUGAUGAUGACGACGAUGAUGAUGGCGAUGAUGAUGGUGAUGAUGACGACGAUGAUGAUGGCGAUGAUGAUGGUGAUGAUGACGACGAUGAUGAUGGCGAUGAUGAUGGUGAUGAAGUUGCCCCCGAGGGGACAAACGCCCACAUGAAGAGAAGCAAACAAAACGGCAAGUUCAUUUUUUGCCACCACUGCGAUGUAAACGUCGAAGCGGAGAAGCUGGAGGAGCACAACCAAAGUGAGCACAUAAAGUGCCCCAUAGAUAACUGCGGGCAAAUUUACAACAUCGACGAUUUGGACGUCCACCUGCUAAACCAUAUUAAGAAUGACAAAGAUGAAGUGAUCCUGAGCGACUCCAAAGAAAUUGAAAAGUGGAUUCAGGAGAGGAAAAAAAACUACCCAACGAGGGAAAAAAUAGCUGACAGCUUAAAAAAUAAUGAAAAUGGGAAAAAAAAAAAAAAAAAAAAACCAAACUGCCUAAUUGAGGAAUUACUAUUUGAGAGCUACUGCUCAGCUGUGGGGAGAAAUAUAUACUUCAAGAGCAAGUGGGAGAAAUCCAUUUUCAUUCCCCUCUUAACCAAAAUGGAACAAAAUAACUUUCACAAUAUAUAUGAAAAGAGUUACUACCCACUCUUUAACAACUCCAUGGGGAAGUUUUUCCCGACGAAGCAGCAGAGGAGACCAUUUAAAGAGAGGCAAGGUAUCGACUCGCUCAACAUCCACAGGAAGCCUCCCUUGCUGUACCAGCUGAUGAAAAAGGAAAUUUACCUGUACGAGAAGAGGCUGAUUAAGUGCAUCGAGUUCAUCACGCGCAGCGGCUUCUUCGACGACUCCGAGGGGGGUGCCGCCGGCACGGACAUCCUCGAGCUGGGGUAG
Plasmodium vivax (malaria parasite P. vivax) is the source of this 1770-nucleotide messenger RNA. RefSeq lists its product as hypothetical. Lineage: Eukaryota; Apicomplexa; Aconoidasida; Haemosporida; Plasmodiidae. The transcript has a single exon. The record is from RefSeq and is a predicted model, not a curated record. Bases 1 to 1770 code for a protein of 589 amino acids.